This is a messenger RNA of Drepanopeziza brunnea f. sp. 'multigermtubi' MB_m1, 2301 nucleotides long. RefSeq lists its product as uncharacterized. Gene Ontology annotation, biological process: box C/D snoRNP assembly. Gene Ontology annotation, cellular component: nucleus. The record is from RefSeq and is a predicted model, not a curated record. Gene Ontology annotation, molecular function: metal ion binding. Lineage: Eukaryota; Fungi; Ascomycota; Leotiomycetes; Helotiales; Drepanopezizaceae.
AUGGCAGGCAAGCGCUCCUUUUCCCCCUUCCUACCGGUACCUACCGGUAUCGCCUCCGGUCCCUUGCGACAUGUCAAGCCAUCUAUCGGAAACCACUACACCACGCAGUACACAUCUGCUCCCUUUCAUAACACCCUCGAGCACCGUCCGCACGCCCUGUCGGAUUCCAGGUCUGGGUUCAAGUCGCAGUCGCAUUCGCAGUCGCAGUCGCAGCCCAGCGCACAACCCCGAGCUGCCUACAAUAUGGCCGGCGCGCAGCAUUACAACUUCCCUCCUCCCCCUCCACCACCCGGCCCUCCUCAUUCAAACCAUCCGCAGUACGGAUACGCGCAGCAACAGCCCCAACCGCAGUACCAACACGCUCCCCGGGGCGGUGGCCCUCCGCGUGGAGGCAGAGGAGGCAUUGCAGGUGGUAGAGGAGAUUUCCACGGCAAUCAGCCUUACAACCCUCAACAGCCAAACGGAGGCUACAAUCCCCAACCACAAGGCCCUCCACAGAACCACGGUCCGCCUUCGGGGUACAACGGUCAGAAUGGCCCGCAACCUGCUCCGUACAUAGGCCCUCAAAAUCCCGGUCCCCAGGGCCAGCAACCCGCCCCCCAAGGAGGUGGCUAUAACGGUCCUUCAUGGCAGCAAAACAACCAGCAUGCCCAGCACCACGGUCCCCAACAGCAUGGUCCUCCUCAACACCAACCCCACACGCAACCACCACCGAUGCAACACGCUUCUCAACCUGCUGUCCUGCAACCCCAAAAUUACCACCCAAACUACGCUCCUCAAGUAUACCAGUCCCAGCCGCAGCAGCAGCCACAGUAUGGCCCGCAACAACCAGCUCCUCAGCCCUUCCAGCUUGCACAGGCGCCUACUUACGGUCAAAAUGUGCCAAGCCACCAACCACCGCACAGUGCGCCUCCCCAGCAGUGGCAAGGUCCUCCUCAGCAUGCUAGACCCCCUUUCAAUAAUAACAAUCGUGGUCGUGGUGGCUUUCAGAAUGGUCGUGGCGGCCAUGAAGCACCUCUCAUGGGUCCACCAAUCCGUAUGGGUUUUGACAAUGAUAGAGGAGGUCACAUGGCUCAAGCGGGCCCUCCCUUCCAACCGUACCCAAGUCAUUCCCCACCUGCUUCGUUUCCUCAGCCGCAUUAUCAGCCUUAUCCCAAUCAAGAUUUCUCUCAUGGAGGACAGCGUCCACCCCUUGACCCCAAUCCGUUCAACUCGGGCCCUAAUCGGGGUAGAGGCAAUUCAAACUUCAAGGGCAGAGGUGGCCGCGAUGGUCGCGAUCGUAGUGACCGUGGUAACAAUUCUGAGCAUUUUCGCGGUCGUGGCGACAGCCGCAAUUCUCAUGGCAAUCAUGGUGGCAACCACCGAAACACUUCUGACCAUCACCAUAAGUCUGCAGGUGCAGAAAGCAAUGGCAAUCUCCAUGGCAAGAAGAAGAAGAAGCGUCGCACAAAUACCCUCGGUCUGACUCCCAAUGGUGUCGACCACGAGGAUAGCGAGGAUGAGAUUGAUGACGCCGAUGAGGAAGCUCGGCUUGUCACUUUACUCGGUCCAGACACCCCACAGCUCCCAACUGACUUGGAAGAAUGGCUCGCUGAGCGACGAGCAAAGUUUCCUACGAAAGCUCGUAGAGAGGCUGCCGCAGAAGCUCUUCGUCAACGACGUGAGCAACAGCGUGAGGCCAGACAAAAGAACCACCACGAGAAGUCCGCCAAGAAAGAGGAGGGCGAGUCGAAGCUCGAGAAGGCACAAAAGAAGGCCGAGAAGCUCAGACUCGAACUCGAGAAAGCUGAACGCAAGAUUCAGGAAUCCAUGCAAGGCAGCUCCAAGCGCAAGCGUGAGAAUGGCGAUGAGGGAGACGACGAUCGUCAAGGCAGCGAUGAAGAUUCCGAUGAUACUUCUGGCACUGAGUCCGAAGGCUCAAAGCCCGAGGCUGUUUCAUCUCGUCAUCACGCUCCUUAUCGUGUGUCACAACCAACGAAGGCGCAACUUCAGCGACACUGCAAGUACUUCUCGACUGGUGGUACCUGCGGUAAGAAGGGCAAGUGUCGCUUCGUUCAUGACCAGGAGAUCCGCAGCCAGGCAUUGAGAGACAAGGAGGCCAAUGGAGGCAAGAUGACUUUGGCCCAGCGACUCAUCCUAAACGACACUGCUAAGGACGACCUUACCAUCUUGAAGUCUAUCAAGUACCUCAAGGAGAAAGGAUUGAUGUCUGAGCAACUCACCGGUAGUACACCACGCCACGAUGACUAUAAGAAAGAAGAGGAUGGGUACGCCGAGAAGUUCCACUACGGAGACAACUGA